UGCUCCAUCUCAAGAGUUAAAUGAACCUGAUCCCAGAACUGGCCUUGUGGGCACAUCAAAGUUCACUGGGAGCUUAGAAGUGGACCCUUGCUUCCUUGGGAAAGUGGGAUGGUUGGUGGUGGGGUCCUGAAAUCACCUGAUUCCUGGAAGGUGACAGCUGAGGGCCUGCCUGGGAGCUCAUGCAGCCACCUAGAUAGACGGAGCACAACUGACCCAGGUGAGCGGGUGCUGGGGACCAGGAACAGCCUUGUCACUGCUACCCCUCACCACCCAGGACAUUCACCCAACACCUCUAUCACCAUUCACCCUGCAGUGGCCUGGCUCUGGGAUGAGGGCCAGGGGCCACCGAGCUGGGGUUAUGCUAUCCUAUGACCUAGAGAACUAGGAUUGUGGGGACUUGCUGGGGCACCUAUUGGAAGGUUCUAGCAAUAUAGGAAAUCUCCCCCAGCUGUAGCCUUUCCUGUCACCUUGAAAGGUGGAGUGAUAGCACAGGGGGGACCAGGACAACCACCCAGGCUGGACACCCAAGAUCGGAGUGUCAGGACUGCCCUCUGCCAUGCCUCCCUCCAGGGUGGGGGUGGCAGAAAGGCUGGGAGGGGAUCUGUAAAAAGAGGAACCAGGCAGGGGGAGGAGAGAAGAAGAAGGGGGCCCCCAGUCACGAGCCCCAGCAGGGCCGGAAAGGGCUCCCCACCCCCAACAAGCACGGACACAGCUGGGGUGUUCAAAGCCACAGGCCAGAUCCAACCACACAGGAGGCCACCGCUUUCCUGCCUCAAUUUCCCCUCUGUGUGUAGCUGUGCACUGGGGCUGGUCCUCAGAGGGCCAGGGUCCUUCCAGGGACUGAGAGGACGGAAGGUGAAGCCCGGAGGGGUCACUGACAGUCCUGCCCACUGGCCGGGGCGGGGCGAGAGGCCGAUCUUGGAGAUCCCCGCCCGCUGGUUUCCUCCGGGGUCAGCCUGGCUCCUUAUCAGUCUGGGCCAGGCGGCCAGGCCCUUAUCUGCGCUGGCCCAGCAUCCUCCAGCCACUGCGCCAGGGGUAAGAGGGAGGAAACCGGCCACCGGGGGGGCGGGGAGAGGGCGGGCCGGCCGGCCCCUGAGCUGCUCACUUUUCCUCGAGGGACCCAUGCUGCUGCCACCACCGAGGCCCCAAGGCCCUUGAGAGCCCAGAAAGAAGUGAAGCCCAGACAGAGUGGCUGGCUGCCUGGGGUAGAGUGGAGAGGCUGGAGGCCGCAGGGCCGGGGAGCCUGGCCUGAAGCUGGAGCCAUAUUCCUGCCCUGACCGACAGAGCCAGGGGACUCAGCAGGCAGCAGGACCAGCGCUGGGGCUGCCCCCUGGUGUCCCGGUGAUCAGCUUGGGCCACACUAGGCCCCCAGGGGCAGCCAUGGCCACCACAGAGCAGAGUGCCCUUCGGCCCCCACUGCUGCAAUUCUCCGCCCUGGGAAGUGCCCCAACCCCUCUGGCCCUGCAUUACCAUCCUCACCCCUUCCUCAACAGCCUCUACAUUGGGCCGGCAGGACCUUUUAGCAUCUUCCCUAGCAGUCGGCUGAAGCGGAGACCGAGCCACUGUGAGCUGGAGCUGGCUGAGGGGCAGCAGCCCCAGAAGGUGGCCCGGCGUGUGUUCACCAACAGUCGCGAGCGCUGGCGGCAACAGAACGUGAACGGCGCCUUCAUGGAGCUCAGGAAGCUGCUGCCCACGCACCCUCCCGACCGGAAGCUGAGCAAGAACGAGGUGCUCCGCCUGGCGAUGAAGUACAUCGGCUUCCUGGUGGCUGCUCGAAGUCCCCCGGAGAGGGACCUGUGA
Myotis brandtii (Brandt's bat) is the source of this 1800-nucleotide messenger RNA. RefSeq names its product lymphoblastic leukemia associated hematopoiesis regulator 1 (gene LYL1). The record is from RefSeq and is a predicted model, not a curated record. Gene Ontology annotation, biological process: regulation of transcription by RNA polymerase II. Gene Ontology annotation, molecular function: RNA polymerase II cis-regulatory region sequence-specific DNA binding; protein dimerization activity; DNA-binding transcription factor activity, RNA polymerase II-specific. The transcript has 5 exons. Bases 1381 to 1800 code for a protein of 139 amino acids. NCBI's taxonomy places the organism in Eukaryota, Metazoa, Chordata, Mammalia, Chiroptera, Vespertilionidae.